This is a messenger RNA of Labrus mixtus (cuckoo wrasse), 3267 nucleotides long. RefSeq names its product SH3-binding domain protein 5-like, b (gene sh3bp5lb). Gene Ontology annotation, cellular component: cytoplasm. Gene Ontology annotation, biological process: intracellular signal transduction; negative regulation of protein tyrosine kinase activity. The transcript is spliced from 6 exons. Bases 365 to 1777 code for a protein of 470 amino acids. The record is from RefSeq and is a predicted model, not a curated record. Gene Ontology annotation, molecular function: protein kinase inhibitor activity. Lineage: Eukaryota; Metazoa; Chordata; Actinopteri; Labriformes; Labridae.
AUGCUUUGGAGCCAAACAACAUUAAUUACUGUAAUUUUUUUAUAACAACAACAAAAUAAUAAUCCAUCUAUAUGAACAUUAAUAGUUGAAUAAGUAGGUAAAAUCAGCCGUGCAGGGCAGAGAAUCGCACAGUUCCUCUGUCAUCAUGAGCAGCCAGAGUGAGGGCUGGCUAAAGUUAGCAUUAGCGUUAGCCACAUCAUGUUUGUACUGCAGCCACAGCCGGACAUGAUAACGCUUUAUGAUUAUUAUCACGAGUGUGCUUCAGGCUGUUUUCAACCAGUGUAAACACGGACACUGGACUUUCCUGUCCCGGGACAUAAACUCGAUAAAGGGAUAAAAACGACAGCCGGACUCCAGGCCGCAGAUGGAGCCGGGGACCUCGCGUGAAACUCCGACCGCCGCGGGGGUCCCCAACCCGGCCUGUCUGCGGGAGGAGACCCCGGGGGAAGAAGCGAAGGGCGGAGCGGGGAGCACCGGGAUGCUGAAGCGGAGAGGAGUGAAAGGAGACACCGAGGAGGAGGGAGAUGAAGAUGCGUGGAGCCGGAAUAAAACUGGAGGGGAGGAAGAGGAUGCUGCAAAAUAUGAGGAGGAGCUGGACCCCAGAAUACAGGAGGAGCUGGAGCACCUGAACCAGGCCAGCGAUGAGAUCAACAAGCUGGAGCUGCAGCUGGAUGAAGCCCGGUCCAGCUACAGGAGGAUUCUGACUGACUCUGCCAGAAAGCUGAAUGGUCAGGGCUCGCAGCUCGGCGCCUGCAUCGAGAAAGCGAGGCCGUACUACGAAGCCCGCAGACUGGCCAAAGAAGCGCAGCAGGAGACGCAGAAGGCGGCUCUGAGGUAUGAGCGAGCGGUGUCCAUGCACACUGCAGCCAGAGAGAUGGUGUAUGUAGCAGAGCAGGGUCUGUUAGCAGACAGGAACACCAUGGACCCGACAUGGCAGGAGAUGCUCAACCACGCCACCGCCAAGGUGAACGAGGCGGAGGAGGAGCGUCUCCGCAGCGAACGGGAGCACCAGCGGGUCACUCAGCUCUGUCAGGACGCCGAGGCUCGAGUCCAGACUCUGCAGAAAACCCUGAAGAAGGUCAUCCUCAAAUCCAAACCCUACUUCGAACUCAAGGCUCAGUUUAACCACAUCCUGGAGGAACACAAGGCCAAAGUGGUGCAGCUGGAGGAGCAGGUGUCGAAGGUGAAGACGCGUUACUCUGUGGCUCUGAGGAACCUGGAGCAGAUCAGUGAGCAGAUCCACGCUCAGAGGGGGCGGGUCAUGGCCAGCAGGGGGCGCCCUGCCAUCUGCGGGGGGCGGAGCUCCCCUGUCGGAGCCGAGGCUGAGGUCAGAGCGGCGAGCGCUGUGCAGGUCGGCAGCUGCGUGGGUGGGGUCGGAGGGAUAGAGAGCGACUGGGCGGACGGAGAGAAAACUCGGCUGUGGGUGGAGCGUCACAGGGAGAGCGGGUGGGGCCAGCGGGAGCGUCAGGAGGUGGAGCAUGCAGGGUCGGACUGCAUGUCGGUCAUCAGCCUGCAGACCAUCGCCUCCGACCUGGAGAAGUGUGACUCUGUGGAGCACCUCGGGGAGCUGAGCGACGGAGGGAGCGCGCUUGGGGAGGAGCGCGAGAGGAAGCCUGGUGAGAGACCGCUAAGCAUUGUGGUGGUGAGGGAGGAGCGUCAGAGGGAGGACACGCCCCCACAGCAGAACAAGAAGAAUGAGGAGUUACAGGAGGGAGGCGUCGGCAAGGAGAGGCAGGAGAGCUUCACCAAGCAGCACCACAGGAGAGUGAGUCUAUGAGAGGAGGAGGAGGAGGACAGUGAUGGACACAGCUGCUCCGACUGCAGUGAGGAGCGUCUGUAGGUACAUCAAACACACACUGAUGAAGUCCUAUGUGACGGACAUAAACAGAGAGGAAACCUGCAUACACACACACACACACACACACACACACCUUCUGCACAGUCUGCUGCUCAACACACUGAAACAAAGUGCAUGAACCAAACCAGCUGGUUAGAAACAUUACAAACACGUGCAGAUGUUUAAUUCUUGUGUGUAGUUUUUCAAACCUCCUCCUGUCUGUCGCGUCCACACGGCAGCUUGUCGACUCUAGAAAACAUCAAAGUGGAGGUAAUCUUCGUCUGCAGCACUUUGCUUUUGAACACAGCUUCAGAACUUUGUCAGAAUCUGGUCGCCUCCACCUGAAGUGUCGUUUCAUUUCACAUGCUUUACGCACAUUCGUGAAAAAAAGAAAAAAGAAGAAGAACGAUACGAUGCACAUAUGUACAGAGACAUAAAACGCUUGGAUUGUAUUAACAUGAAUUUUGAGCUUAUUUUUAAAACCCGGAGUGAUGAUAAAACUUUAUUCCCAAGAGAGGAAAGCAGAGGUCAGGUCAGAUAACUUAACGUGACGACGUCUUCCUCGGUCCAUGCUUCACCUGCACACUAGGUUUUUGUUCUAGUAGUUUUUCUCUUCUCCUCAUGACAAGAAGACAAACGGCAUUGAAAGUAUUCUUUAAAUAGUUUUAAGUAUUCUUUAAUGUGGGCAGGAAAUACUGAGUUUGUUACAUCCUUCGAUCCUUUUCCAUGUGUUUUAAAAUGAUACAAUCUCCAGACCGAUUAAUCGGCCAGCUGAUAAUAUCGGCCGAUAUUAGCUUAUCUAUUGACUAUCAGUGUCGGCUAAUUUUAUCACAGAUGUACGCCGAUAUUACUCGAUUUAUUCACCAGUCAAACAGCAUUUAAUUUGAGUUUCAUUGUAUUACGCAAGCAGUUCUCUUUCACCAGCAGAGGGCGCUACAUGGAUUAGAACAGGCAUCAUCACGCUCCAGAGUGUUGAGAGGUGAUGCAUGAACAUGGGCAGUUACUUUCCAGUUGAGUGACCUUCUUGUCUUUGUUAUAUAUCCUUUCCACAAGCGUUCAAUCGCUUAUUAGCGAUCAACACAGUAAAUGUGUAUAUCUCUCUAUCUAUCUCUACAGACUUCAUAGACGUAAGAAAGAUAUCGGCCGAUGUAUCUGUAUCAGAUUUUCUUCCCAAUAUUGAUAUCUGUAUCAGCCCUAAUUAGUAUGACCCUUAUACUGAUGAAAUGAGCAAAAGCAUAUUAGAUCAUAAUUCAUGGUCAACAACGUCUUAACUUUCAAUAAGCUGUAAUAAGGAGGGCAAACUCUAAGUUAAUGACCUGUUAGCUAAGAUGACUAAUACUUGCAAAUAAUAAGCAACAAGUUAAAGGCAGGGUUGGUGAUUUUCUAAAACUAGCAUGAUUUUGAAAGUAGCAUUCCCUCUGUGCUCCGUC